CCCUAUCUCAACUCCAGCCCGUCUCUUUCUCUCCUUCACUCUCUCCCUCACUCUCUCCAUCUCUCUCUCUUUCCAGUGUCUAGUCCCUCACUAUCCAGUUACGAAGAUGGCUGCUUUGAAAGAUUUUUUGAAAGCUGAUGAUAUUCAGAAGGCCCUUGAUGCAGUCAAAGCGGAGGGUUCCUUCGACCAUAAGAAGUUCUUUGCUCUGGUGGGCCUGAAGGCCAUGACUCCCGACAACGUCAAGAAGGUGUUCCAGGCUAUUGAUGCUGACCAGAGUGGAUUCAUUGAGGAGGAGGAGCUCAAGUUUGUGCUGAAGAGUUUCGCUGAGGACGGCAGAGACCUGACCGACGCCGAGACCAAAGCCUUCCUUAAUGCCGCCGACAAGGACGGUGAUGGAAAGAUUGGCAUCGACGAGUUUGAAGUCUUGGUCCAUGAGGUGUAA
Molecule: messenger RNA, 442 nt
Organism: Salmo salar (Atlantic salmon)
Lineage: Eukaryota; Metazoa; Chordata; Actinopteri; Salmoniformes; Salmonidae
Product: parvalbumin alpha
Cellular component (GO): cytoplasm
Molecular function (GO): calcium ion binding
Source: RefSeq, a predicted model, not a curated record